Molecule: messenger RNA, 2064 nt
Organism: Eublepharis macularius
Lineage: Eukaryota; Metazoa; Chordata; Lepidosauria; Squamata; Eublepharidae
Gene: FBXO7
Product: F-box protein 7
Exons: 9
Coding region: 147-1715 (522 amino acids)
Biological process (GO): autophagy of mitochondrion; positive regulation of autophagy of mitochondrion
Molecular function (GO): protein kinase binding
Source: RefSeq, a predicted model, not a curated record
GCGCUUCACCCACCGAAAACAAUAAUAAAGACGACAACGACGACGACACCCAGAAGGCCCCGCGCUUGCUAUUCCGCCCUCUUUGGCCGCCGAGGGAACAGGCAGUAGCGGCGGCCGAGAGGAAAGGCUCGUCCCCCGUUGUCGCUAUGAAACUGCGAGUGCGGCUCCAGAAGCGGACGGCUCGGCUUGAGAUACCGGGGGCGGAGCCGACCCUAGAAGAUUUGCGUGCGCGCCUGUGCCAGACCCUGCUGCCCGCUUGGGGUUACAGUUCUGAUAUCCAGUUUGCAAUAACUUUGAACAACAGAGACUCCCUCUCUGGGGACCAGGAAUCUCUAGCAUCAUUUGGAAUUGUUUCAGGCGACUUGAUAUGCUUGAGGCUGGAAGAUGCUAACACAACACCCAACUCACCUCCACCCCCUUCCUCGUUGCUGCCUGCAGAGCAAAAUAUUUACGAACCUUCCACUUCAGCAGUAUGUCACAAUCAACCCAAUACCACAGAAAACAAAAGACACAAUGGGCACGUAGAAGAUCAUCAGGUCCAAAGUGAUGAACAGAUGGCUGACAAUACGGCAGGAUCCAGCCAAGAGUUUGCUUCAGAAAUGGUCUCAGAUGAUCCCGAUCUCCAGGAAACUGUGGGUUCUUAUCCUUUGGGGCCGAUGCUAUGCUCUGAAGCUACGGAUGGGCAGGUGCCACACUCUCUUGAGAUCCUCUACCAUUCUGCAGUGUGUUCCAGUGCCGGUGAUGCUUUGAUAGUUCUGAUUCAUCUUCUCAUGAUGGAGACAGGCUACGUACCCCAAGAGACAGAAGCAAAAGCAACGGUCAUGCCUGAGAAGUGGAGGAAUGGUGGUGUUUAUAAGCUACAGUAUACUCACCCUCUCUGUGAAGAGGGCUCUGCUGCCCUGACUUGUGUGCCUUUGGGGGACUUUAUUGUUGUCAAUGCAAUGUUAAAGAUCAGCAGUGACAUUAAAAGUGAGAAGAGACUGCAGCUUCGGCCAACAUCUUUUGUUUGUUUUCAAGACUCAGCAAAUAUUGCUGGAGUGUAUAAGGAUCUUCAGAAAUUAUCUCGUCUCUUUAAAGAUCAGUUGGCGUAUCCUCUUCUGGCAGCUGCUCGUCAAGCUUUGAACUUACCAGAUAUGUUUGGCUUGGUGGUCCUUCCGCUCGAACUGAAAUUCCGGAUUUUCAGGCUGCUGGACGUCCGCUCACUCCUUGCUUUGUCUGCUGUUUCCCGUGACCUCUACACAGCCUCAAAUGACCAGCUACUGUGGAGAUUUGUAUACCUGCGAGAUUUCAGAGAUCCUGUUUCCAGGCCACGAGACACAGACUGGAAAGAAUUGUACAAGAAGAAAUUGAAGCAGAAGAAGGAGGCUCUGAGGUGGAGGCACAUGAUGUUUCUGCCCCCUCCUCUUCCCAGCCCAUUUCAUCCCAAUCCACUUUAUCCUUUCCCUCCUAAUCCUCUUUAUCCCCCGAUGAUAAUUGGUGGUGAAUAUGAUGAAAUACCAACUCUUCCUUUUAUUGGUGACCCAGUCAACUCACUUUUUUCUGGUCCAGAGGAGAUGCCAAGUCUGUUCCCCCCUACACUACAGCCGCACUUUGAUCCAGUUGGGUUCCUUCCAGGUCCAAAUUUCUCAGUUCCAGGGAGAGCCAGUGGCAAUGACAGAUUCCCCCCUAGGCCCAGCCGGGGCCGCCCAGUUGAUAGUCGCCGUCCAUUCAUAUGAUGACUCUUGACACCAAGAGUUUAAACCUCAUAUUCCUGGGCUUGCUUUUUGAACUAUAGGAUACUCAGUUCUGGGGCCUUAAGGUGUCUCUCUUCUAAUUAGGGCGAUGCAUAGGUACGAUGGUAUCCUGCCUCCAGGGACUAGGUCCAACAAUUCAGUGCAAAUAACUAGUGCUGUGUCCUUUAGAACUGGAGAUCCUUUCAGAAAGAACUCUGUGGGAUGCUUUGUUCUUCUUCCUUUUUGUCCUUUGCUGCGUCUGAUAAAGAGCAAUUUAAGCACAAGCAUGCUGUUGGUCUGGACUGACUCAUUCCCUAAAUGUCUCCAUUAAAUGCCUGCAGUGAUUAUUUUU